Messenger RNA from Triticum dicoccoides, 1377 nucleotides. RefSeq lists its product as uncharacterized. The annotation marks the transcript as partial. Gene Ontology annotation, molecular function: protein binding. Lineage: Eukaryota; Viridiplantae; Streptophyta; Magnoliopsida; Poales; Poaceae. The record is from RefSeq and is a predicted model, not a curated record. The transcript is spliced from 3 exons.
CUGGACGACGACGACCUGCUCUCCGAGAUCCUGCUCCGCCUCCCCCCGCAGCCCUCCUCCCUCCCACGCGCCUCCCUCGUCUGCAGGCGCUGGCGCAGCCUCCUCUCCGACCCCGCCUUCCGCCGCCGCUUCCGCAUCCACCACCGCCGCAGCCCUCCGCUCCUCGGCUUCAUCGACGCGAACCAGGGCAUCACCUUCCAGCCAGCCCUGGACGCCCCCGACCGCCUCCCCCGCGGCCACUUCUCCCUCGACCUCCACGACCGCUACAUGACCCUCGGAUGGCGCCACGGCCUCGCGCUCUUCUUCCUCCCGAUCUCGCUCCAGGUCGUCGUGUGGGACCCCGUCGCCGGCGUCCAGCACCGCCUGGCCGUCCCCCGGGGGUUCGGGUUCCACCCGUUGGAGAACCCCAUCAACGGGACGGUGCUCCGCGCCGCCGGAGAAAUCGACCACUUCCAGGUGGUCUUGGUAAGCAGCGACGGGAAGCAGCCUAGAAGAGCGCUCGGCCGCGUUUACUCGUCGGAGACCGGCGUAUGGGGCGAUACCAUCUCGUGCCCGGUUCCAUUGGUGUCUAUGGUUCAUUUAGGCGAGCCCGCUGUACUGGCGGGGGAUUGCAUUUAUUGGUUGGUUUCAGCAUCCAAUAUCCUCGAGUUUGAUUUGGGUAGGAAGAGCCUAGCUGUGACAUUGUUGCCAGCGCAGGUGCUUACCAGCCGCAAUCGCCAUGUCGUGGUUAUGCGGACAGAGGGUGGUGGGAUGGGUCUCAUCGUCGUGUCAGGCUUCAUUGCCCAAUUUUGGAAGAGGGAGACAGACUGUCAUGGCGAUGUUUCUUGGAGCAGUGGAAGAACUAUUGAACUGGACAAGUUACUUCCCCCAAAUUCAGAGAAAGAGCCACCGAAUAUGAUAGGUUAUGCAGAGGAAAAUAAUGUGGCGUUCUUCUGGACAGUUGUUGGUGUCUUCAUGGUCCACCUUGAGUCAUUGCAGCUCAAGAAACUUCCUGUGACCGGCAUCGCUUAUCGUUACUAUCCAUUCGAAAUUGUCUACACUCCAGGCAUUGGUGGUGGACACGAGGGAGCGGAAGUUGUGAGGCAUUUGUGGUGGACACGGUGUAGACAAUACAUACGGCGAUUAUUCAGUUAGAUAUGAUAUUGUGAUGUACUGGUCAAGUGGGUUAGCGGGAUGAGGCGUGGUGCGUGUGAUAACCACUUUGUACUUGUUAAAAGCUCAUUUGCAUGUGUAUCUUACCACUUUGCUUUUUUUUUUUGACAUCAUAUCUUACCACUUUGCUGGUGUUAGUAUAUAGUAUUGUUGUACCUAUGAAAAUGAUAGGUGUAUUACAAGAACAUGCGUGUUCUUAUGGUAGUGCUCGUCAGCUUUUUCUUA